CAGCAACCCCAUAGUAAUUCCCUUAGAGGAAGUAGCAACCCCUACACCCCCGUUUUCGCUUCCUCCGAUUAUUCCCGAGAGAACGACUAGGUCUCUCGAUCUCGGCUGUUCCGCGCCGUUCUUCGGUUCCGACGCGGGCGACAAGUAAACUCGCGGCGGCAUUCCACCGUUUCGUCAUCAUUGCCGCGUAACCAGCGUUUCGUGUCGGUCGCGAGCGCGAGGUGCAGUUCUCGCGCGUGAUGAAUCGCUAGCGAUUUUAAACGCGCAUCGAUUUCGAAGAUCUAUCGGCGCCCCGAGCGCGGAGCAUCCGUGAAAAUGUGCGGUGGUGACCGGUUUCUCGGCAGUCGACGAUGAUCCGAAUAAGUGCCUCGUUGUUUCCCCUUUUAGGUGGUGUUUCCGCGUACACCUUCGGACACUGAUCGCCGCUUACGUCGGGGUCGCUCGGAUUCGACCGAGUUGGAUUCGUUGUGGCUUCUUGGUGGAGUUUGAAGUUUAGCAUUUCUCAGUGUGUAAACGUUAUUUUUCUCGAUGCUCGAUCAUGUUGGCGUACUGUAUACGGGUCCGUUCCUACCCGUUUGUGAGUUGCCGUUGCCAUCUCGUACGACCAAGUACGAUCGCCAGCCUCGUCCAGAGUCAGUGAUGUCCGGUACCGUACUUGACUGUCACUCGCUGUCAGAAACAUGUGGCGGUACUAGACCUAGGGCGGAGGUACUUUGCAAUAUGCCUCAGUUCACAACAGAAGAACUAUUUUUGAUCGCGAUGGCUCUGGACGACGAGCAACGUCAAAAUCGAUUCAAAAAACGAAAACGGAUGUCAGCUGGAUCUCAGAUACAGAUGGCACCACAGUCUACAGUCAACAGUACACAUCCCGUACAUAGCCAAGACUCCAAUAUGAGUACAGGUUCGUCUCACAGCGACAAAGAGGUGGACCCGAUAACUCCGGAGAAGGCGGUGGCGGCGGCGGUAGCAGCGGCUGCGGCGGCCGCGGCGGCUGCGGCAGCGUCAACGCGCACGCCGACGGAGCGGAAGCGGAAACGGAAGGCGGACGAUACGGGCGGCGGUGGUGGCGGGGGCGGAGGGGCGAGCAGAGAAGGAGGGGCUGUGGCGGGCGUUACGACGGGGUCGGCCGCAACAGGCGGUGCCGUAACGACGGUGGGCGGAGCACCGCCGCCGUUGCCAUUGCCGCCCGUCAUCGGCCCGGCAUCGGCAGGAGGGCAAACGACGACGGGAGUGUCUGGGGGCGUACAGGGCACGGGAGGAGGUAAAAGCGCUCGGACACAGGUUACGACUGAUAAGAAAAUCAACGACUACUACAAGCACUCGAACAGUCACAGCCCUAUAAGGCACGGGGGCGCGAAGAGCCCCUCGCCUCAACAGCCCUACGCCAUGUUACCUCCUUCGCCGCAGCAAGUGCCAGGGUUACCCUCGCCACAAGUCUGCAAUACGGUUCCUUUCGAUUUUUAUAAUAAGACGCCGCAGCCACCCACACAGCUGGUGCGAUCUAACAAAAUAAUACAGACUGAUUUAACGUGUCAAAGGAUACAGGAGUUCGAGACGCAAGCCUCGUCCGACCUGGAGGUGCGCAACAGCAAAAUCGAAGAGUUGACGCGCGCCAACGAAGAACUGCGUCACCAGAUAUCGACGCAACAGAAGACCAUCGAUCAGCACAAGCAGCAGGUGAACAAGUGCAUCGAAGUGGUGAAAAAGCUGUUGAAAGAGAAGAGCUCGAUAGAGAAGAAAGAAGCUAGGCAAAGGUGCAUGCAGAACAGGCUCAGGCUGGGACAGUUCGUGACGCAGCGAGUGGGCGCCACCUUCCAAGAGAACUGGACGGAUGGACAUGCGUUCCAGGAAUUGGCAAGGCGACAAGAGGAGAUCACGGCCGAGCGCGAGGAGAUCGACAGGCAGAAGAAGCUGCUUUUGAAAAAACGGCCGUCGAACAACGAGAGCGGCAGGAAACGGAACAAUUCGUCUGCGUCGUCGCUGCACAACGGCACCGCCGAUUCGGCCGGCUUCCUCAAACCGGACGCAGUACCAGGAUCGCUCACGUUGCAGGAGUACUACGAGGCGGACGAAAUACUCAAAUUGAGGCAAAAUGCGCUUAAGAAGGAGGACGCCGAUCUGCAGUUGGAAAUGGAGAAGUUGGAAAGGGAGAGGAACCUGCAUAUUAGGGAACUGAAACGUAUCCACAACGAGGACCAGUCUCGGUUCAACAACCAUCCGGUGCUGAACGACCGGUACCUUUUGCUGAUGCUGCUUGGAAAAGGCGGUUUCAGCGAGGUCCAUAAAGCGUUCGACCUCAAGGAGCAGCGGUACGUCGCCUGCAAGGUCCACCAGCUCAACAAAGAUUGGAAGGAGGAUAAGAAGGCCAACUAUAUCAAACAUGCGUUGCGGGAGUAUAACAUCCACAAAGCGCUAGAUCAUCCGCGAGUAGUUAAACUCUACGAUGUGUUUGAAAUAGACGCAAAUUCCUUCUGUACUGUACUAGAAUACUGUGAUGGUCAUGAUCUUGAUUUUUAUUUAAAACAACACAAAACGAUACCUGAGCGUGAGGCGCGCUCGAUCAUAAUGCAGGUGGUAUCCGCGUUGAAGUACCUGAACGAAAUCAAGCCUCCAGUGAUCCACUACGACCUGAAGCCGGGCAACAUCCUGCUGACCGAAGGCAACGUGUGCGGCGAGAUCAAAAUCACAGAUUUCGGCCUCAGCAAAGUCAUGGACGAGGAGAAUUACAAUCCGGAUCACGGGAUGGACUUGACGUCGCAGGGAGCCGGUACCUAUUGGUAUCUUCCUCCGGAGUGUUUCGUGGUGGGUAAGAAUCCUCCGAAAAUCUCGUCAAAAGUGGACGUGUGGAGCGUCGGUGUGAUAUUUUAUCAGUGUCUGUACGGCAAAAAGCCGUUCGGUCACAACCAGUCGCAAGCGACUAUCCUAGAGGAGAAUACGAUCCUCAAGGCGACUGAGGUGCAGUUCGCCAACAAACCCGCUGUGACUAACGAAGCUAAGAGUUUCAUCCGUAGCUGCCUGGCGUACCGCAAGGAGGACCGCAUCGACGUGCUGUCGCUGGCGCGGCACGAGUACCUGCAGCCGCCGAUGCCGAAGCAUUCGCGACUGACCUCGGCCAGCCAGCAAGCUCAGCAACAGCAGCAACAGGCGCAGCAGCAGCAGGCUCAGCAACAGCAAAGCGGUUCCUUUUCGACGGGCAUCUUCGGCGCUGCGAUGAACGCUUCGUCGAGCUCUUAGUGCACGUUCAAGGGGGCGUGAGAGGGGAGACGCGGGGGACGCAGGCCGGCGGCGACCAAUUCUAAGGGGACGACGUCCACGACCAGGCGCAGGCACAGGGUCGGGCUGAUUUAACGUACAUUCGGACAUUUAGCUUGAAUUGAUUAAUUUCACUUAUGUUUUUUUUAAAAGGUUUUUCAAGAAACUGUUACGAUGUUUUUAAGGCAGAAGGUACUUACAGUAUUAUGGAGGGUUUCCAUAAGUAUUAGGGGCAAAGUACUCCUUUAAAUUGCAUUCAAUGAUUGAUUGAAAAGAAAGGAUCGUAAGGCUGUUUUUGGGCCCGGGAAAUAAACUCAAUAAAGUUGUGACUAUGAAAUUUUAUACAGUCCUUUUCAAAGGUCUACCUGAAUGUGCUCUAAAACAUGAGACGUUCUGUUCCAGAAAAUUCGAUAGAUUUUGUCAAUUUUUUUAAUGGAACGUUCCACAUUUUCUUACAUAUUUAAAUGCAGGAUUCGUUGCCGAGUUAAUAGCGAUUCAAUCUGCGCUCAGCUUUGACUGUCUAGAGAAAUAAAUAUUGCAAAAUGAUACAAAAUCUCCAUAUUGAAAUUUUCGGCUGCCACUUUCACGCUGUCACAUAGUAUUCCUACAUUUUCAUUACCCCCAAAAUCAACUUUCUAAUUUGACCAAAUCAAAAUAAUAAGUAGGGGCGUCAACAUUAUUAUUUUUAUUUCAGUUAUUGUUUUUUAACAGCUCGAAUUUCGCAGUUUUGGCGUUUGGUCCAUUUUCGAAAAUUUUACAUUUUAUCUUUGUAAGAGUUCUUGAUCGUCAU
Messenger RNA from Acanthoscelides obtectus, 4042 nucleotides. The record is from the annotation of a GenBank genome assembly. Lineage: Eukaryota; Metazoa; Arthropoda; Insecta; Coleoptera; Chrysomelidae.